GAGAGGAGAGAGAGAGAGAGAGAGAGAGAGAGAGCAGACGAGAGAGAGAGAGAGAGCAGAGAGAGAGAGGAGGAGAGAAGAGAGAGAGAGAGAGAGAGGAGAGAAAAGAGAGAGAGAGAGAGAGAGAGGAGAGAGAGAGAGAGAGAAGAGAGA
Messenger RNA from Priapulus caudatus, 153 nucleotides. RefSeq names its product zinc finger CCCH domain-containing protein 13-like. The record is from RefSeq and is a predicted model, not a curated record. Lineage: Eukaryota; Metazoa; Priapulida; Priapulimorpha; Priapulimorphida; Priapulidae. The annotation marks the transcript as partial. The transcript is spliced from 2 exons.